Molecule: messenger RNA, 10050 nt
Organism: Eriocheir sinensis (Chinese mitten crab)
Lineage: Eukaryota; Metazoa; Arthropoda; Malacostraca; Decapoda; Varunidae
Gene: msi
Product: RNA-binding protein Musashi homolog Rbp6-like
Exons: 6
Coding region: 527-1612 (361 amino acids)
Cellular component (GO): cytoplasm
Molecular function (GO): RNA binding
Source: RefSeq, a predicted model, not a curated record
CCACACCGAGCAUUAGUGAUCUGACUGUCAAGGUGGGAGGUUGUGUCGCUGCUCCCCGACUCUCGCUAACCUAAGUCAACCCCAAGCUUGCCGCCGAGCAACCCGUGUGCCGUUCUGAAUUCUGGCCGGAAACAGCGUGCUGACGCUCGCCGCCGCCCACCGCUGCAGUGUUCUGUCCUCCUCGAGGCUGUGUGUUGUUUCUAAGGUUAUAUAAAAUUCCAAACAUACAAACGUCCUCCCUCAGUGAGUGGAAGGAAACAAAGUCCCACGCGCGCGGUGGAUGUUCAGCGUGUGGCCGCGAGUGGAGUAGUGUCGUGAGGAGCCGACACACACCUUCACAAACACAGUUUUCUCCACAGGCCUCUAGAAGUGUGAUGCUUCAGGCUGCUGACGGCUACUGACCACGCCGUUUACAUGAGGCUUGAAGGUGCGUUGUUUGUCGAGCCGAGGUGAACGCGUAUAUAACCGGUAACGGAACACGAAAGAAACUGCUGGUAAUAUUGGUUUGGUCAAAGGUGACCUCAAGAUGGAAGGGGUGUCAACAGGCGACCACAUGAACGGGUCUUCAGGAGCUUCACAGGGCGGGUCAUCAGGGCGCUCGUCCCCCUCAGACCCUGCCCCCAACAAGAUGUUCGUUGGCGGCCUGUCAUGGCAGACCACUCCAGAGAAGUUGCGGGAAUACUUUGGUUCGUAUGGCACUGUACGGGAUGUGCUUAUCAUGAAGGACCCUGUGACCCAGAGAAGCCGUGGCUUUGGUUUCAUCACAUUUGGAGAUGCCAGUAGUGUGGAGAAGGUGAUCUCUGUCCCCAACCACAUGUUGGAUGGCAAAAAGAUUGACCCCAAGCAUGCCACCCCCAAGAACAAGGGCAGGACAAACCGCACAAAGAAGAUCUUUGUUGGUGGGGUGAGUCAGGAGACCAGUGCUGAAGAGGUCAAGGCCUACUUCUCCUCCUUUGGCAAGGUGGAGGAAGCAGUCAUGCUGAUGGACAACCAGACCAAGCGUCACCGUGGCUUUGGCUUUGUGACCUUUGAAUGUGAGGACGUGGUGGAGCGUGUCUGUGACAUCCAUUUCCACACCAUCAAGAACAAGAAAGUGGAGUGCAAGAAGGCCCAACCUAAAGAGGCUGUCCAAGCUGCCUCACUGCUCUCAAAGAGGUUAAUAGUGGGCCAGAGUGGCCUAGCUAACCCCAUAGUCACCGCUCAGUCAGCUCACAUUCAGGCUGCCGCUGCUGCAGCUGCUGCUGCUCAGGCUGCUGCCUUAAGUGGCUAUGGCAAGCUGAUGGGUGGGGGCACCUACCCCCCACUGUCUGCCUAUCGCUACACUCCUUACCCCCUCCCCACCUCUGCUCUCACAUCAGGUAUUCCUACUGCUGGGGGUCCACACACCACCACCCUUCCCUCUGGCGCAACCCUGUCUGCUGUCUCUGCUGCUCCCACCAUUGCCAACCAGGCAGCUGCUCUGUCCACCUCAGCCAAUCACACUAUUCCCACAUUGUCCACCCAUGCUGGGCUCACCACCCCAUACCAGGGGUACUCUCUGACCAAUGUGGACAUGAGCUCCUUCCAGGGAGUGGACUGGAAUGCCAUGUAUGGGGUGGGCAUGUAUGCCUAGUGGUGCUGUCUUGCCACUCCCACCACUCCUGUCCCAUCCCAUCCCCUCAGUUCAGCUUGGUCUCCUGCUCAUAUUUCUUCAAUAGUAAAUCUUCCCAGCACCACCAACCAUCCCUAUCCCCCACCCAACACUGUGAGUCCAGCCUGCCCGCCAGUGCCGCUGUGAGUUUCAUCUUCCUUCUCCCUCUUUUCUUGCACCAGAUAUUCUCAGCCUCAGGGAGUUGUGCAUAAUUUUAAGUUUGUUCUCUGUCCAUGCUUUUAGUCUCCUCUUUCCUCAUGAUGUUCCCCAUCCACUCCCCACCUGUUAUGGCACUCUUCUAUCAAUGUUGUGUCUUGUUUUGAUUCAUGUCUUCCUUAUUUUUACAGGUCUUCCUAUUCAGUUUUUGUCUUCCUCAUUUUAUCAAGUCUUCCCACCUUUUCUGACUCUACUUUUCAAUGUUAUUCCUAUGAUUAGGGAUUUCUCAUACUUCUCUUGGCCUGUCCCCUUGCUUCUGCCCAUCCUGCCCUCUGCAUGAGCUCUUGUGUUUUAGGUGUACAUGGUGGCCCUGUCUCCUACUCCAUCAGUCAGUGCAGUGAUAUGAGUGAGUGCCAUAAAAGGGAACCAAUUAUAGGCUGGGCUCAUAGUGAGAUGCUAGAUCUCUGAUGACGGAAGAUGUACUUAGAAUUACAUCUCUCUCUAGGCAGUGUACUGCCCAACACAUAGUCUUGUACUUAAGUCAGUUUUUUGCUUUUUUUAUUUAUUUAUUUUUGUUAGUCGUGUGCAUUUGUAGGGUGUAAGUGAGAGGCUGGAGCGGCCCAGCCCAGGCCAAGAACAACACACUUGGACCUGCUCAACCUGAACAAAGCAAGAUGUACAUAUUUGUGUAUGGAGGUCAGAUUUUUGGCUGUCUUAGUAAUUUGUGGUCCCAAGUUUGGACCAAGGCUGCCCAGCUGAGUGGGUCCUACCCAGAGACCCUCAGUCAAGGAGGGCAGCCUUUGUUGUGUUGGUUACAGCCAGAUAUAAUUUCCUUGGAGCGAUUUUUUGCAUGAAACUUGGGAUCAAGAAUUUUAAGUUUGAGUUACUUGUUAAGGUCACAAGAGCAUGAGGGCCAGUGGGAUAGACAGUACCCUCUGGCCCCCCUGCUGAGUCAGUGGAGUUAGUCCCCUGCUGGCUACAUUCCACUUUGGUCAGUUAAUUUGGCUGCCUGGUCUGGUCGGUUGGGACUAGCUUACUAUAGCAAGUGUGUUGUAGUAAUAAGUGCGGAGCAAUACUCAGUGUGCGUUGCAUUCGUUUGCUUCUGAAGUCUUCUCUGUGAAACACAUAACACCUCAGUGGUACUUGAUGUGACCCACCCCAGCUGUGUACCCUGUUCCUUAACCACACACCAGAGGUUUUAUGUUGAUAUAAAGUUAGUCAUUCACACAGUUUCAUCAUCUUUCACCUCAGCCCACACAACACCCAUCAGCCCUCCCAUGUCCAUACCACCACCACCACAUGCCCUCCCCCCCUGCCCCCUCCUGUAUCCCCACCCUACCAGCUUGCCUGCCUCAAGGUGUGCCAAGAAGACUGCUGCUCAGACCUUUUUAUCACGGUCGGGCCUUCUUUGCCUGUGAAGGCUGCACAGCUCCCCGGCACAUGCCCAGGCUGCCAUCAGUGGGGCAGCGUUCGCCCUGUCCUACCAACUGUAAGUAUGUGAGCCGGGAGGAGCAGAGCCACCCCCACACCUUGGUCUCUGGCAUGCCAUGUAUCCAUUAAUAUCCUUCUAGGCCUGUCUAGGAAGUUCUGGUACAGUCGUAGGCAGCAUAACAACUUGAUAACUUUUAUUUUUGUUAUUUGCACCACAUUGGAAUGUCCAGCAAAUACCAUGUAGGCCUUUGAUUAUCAAUUUGACUUCCGUUGUGCAACAUUGAUCUCUGUUCUCCAUGUCUCUGCCUCGGCCUAGAGUGAGCCCAUAGCUUUAGAAUGUAAUGUAUAUAGCUUUAUGUGUGGUGGAAUACUGACCAGGAUAUAAGGCCAUUGUUAGACUAUGGAGACUUGGUAGUCGACAUGUCUGGGAUACAGUGUUAUUUUUGUUCUAAUUGACCUGAAAUUUGUGGCUGUUGUUUGACCAGAUGAACUUGGAAUGCCUAGACUGUCCCUUUUCCUCCUCUUCCUUCAUGAAUCCAAAGUUGAAUCCUAUUCUUGUCCCAUUUCCCCUUCCUUUGUUUCCUUUUCUAUUUUCCUCACCCCCAUCCCCUCCAUCCUGCGUCCAUUUUCCUGUAGGUCCUUCCCUACCAUCCUUAGUGACAUCCCUAUCCUCUUCCUCCUGGUAGUUCCCCUUCCCUGUCCCCUGUGUGGCGGUUAGGGCGGCGGGGUGACCCAGCUGACGAGCAGCAGCCUUGUGUGUGUCUCAAACACACCACAAAGUUUUGUAGAAUGGAUGUUAUUUUUCCUUAGUUUGUUUCGGAGUAAAAAACAAAGUAUGUCUACUUUAUUUUAAGGAAAAUAAAUCUUAUGAUAAAAACUGGAACAUGGCGUUGUUUAUUAUCAGCAGCGAAGUAGAGCAGAAGCAUAAAGAGAACUGGCUACUACUAUUACAUACCCUGCCGUGUAGCCUGUUACCCUCGAGCUGCUUCAGCACCACCCUGUGUCGCCCUCCCCCCGGGGCGGCUAGCGGGUGGUGGACUGCUGGCGCCUCCACACCCGCUGGCCGGUCCCCAUGAACCCCAAACCCAUUCCCAUUUCCUCAUUAAGUUACUGUAUUGACUUCCCCGUGUAUCACUUCAAUUUUUCUUCCAUUUUGUACUAUACCAUAACCAUGUGGAUCCAAGCCUGGGCUGGCCCCGAGCCACGCUGGUGUGUAGGUCAUGGUAGCGUCGUGGAACUCCCCACCCUCCCCUCCAUUAGCUCAGAGACGCCUCAUGGCAGCCAUUAUGCUCCCCCGUCAAUUGUUGUACGGAAGUUUCCAGUACAUUCAAAUACCAGAUUUUUCACAGCUUCUGUUUGUUUUUGUUCGAUCUUUCUUUUCUCCCGGUCUUUUAGUUUGUAGAAGGUGCAUUUCUUUGUAUCUGGGUAUGCCAUUGAGAGUUGUCUGUGAGCUGUUUUGCUUGGUUGACCUGCUGUCCUCUGGGGUAUGUUGACUAGCCUGGUAACUCAUCUACAUAGCCUAAACCAUCACCAGUAGUAGUGCCACUUGAAACAGUAAUUAACCUUUCAUCACCUUCCUGUUGUAUGUGCUGCUGCUGCCAACACCAUCUCCCUCGACUUCCAUCAUGGUACACACACAGCAUAGAGCCUUAUCUUACUUAACUCCGUCGUUGCUAGCCAAGCACUAUCUAUUCAUUAUAGAAACCUCUCACUUUUACGUCUAAUUUGUAGCAUUGUCUUAUUUGUUUGUACUUAAUUAAUGGAGUGUUUUAAAAGACAUAAUUUUCGAGUCUAGUCAUACAAGAUGUGAUGCUAACAGUCCCUUGGUUAUUAUUAUUUUCUUUUCCAAUUUUACGUAAGACCCGUAUAGAACUACCUUAUAGUUUUGUAUUAGCUGACUUACUGGAUGUCACGUAGAGUUAACUGUUUGUUUUUACCCGCCCGCCGGCACCCCAGUCAGCCUCCACCAGUCUGUAGUCCUGUAGAUUUUGUUUUUAAAGGCUUGAUUCGCUUCCACUCCCGCUGGUCUCGGUGACACUUGGCAUCCCAGGUGUCGCCGCCACCAGUCGGGCCGCUGGCUCGUCCUCGCGCCCGCCCGCGACGGUCCCUCAAAAAAAAAGGUGACAGCACACCCUUGUCCCGCUGGCCCUGCCAGCACAAGCCGCCACCCUUGGAUGGUUUUGCUUAACCGAGGCUUCCAUUCUGCAUUUGUUAUGUUCAUCAUGUAUUUAAUGUUAAUUUUCAUGACAAAAAAUCUCAUUUUCAUAUCAGCGUUAGUACGAGACUUUUUUUUUAAGAUUUUCGUAAAUUAAAGUGACGAAAACUUUUUUUGUCAUCGUAUAACUACAAUAUAAAGUGUCCUAUAUAAUUUAAUUUGAGUUGCUCUAAGUAAAUACCGGGACAGUGCGGGACGCGGGCAGGGCGCGCGGUGGCCACGUCGGCGGGCGGGAGCGACACCGUUGAUAGUGCACUGGUUACCAAUGAUUGGCCCGGCCCACCCCCCCUGGGCCCCGCCUACCACACUACUACACUCGCGGACCAAAAGAUUAAUCAGGAAGCAAUAAAGUGUUCUUAUUUUCGCAAACAGAAUCAAUAAAGGCAUAUUGAGGGAAUUUGACUAUUUUUUAUCUUUACUUUCACAACCCUUAUUUAUGUGCACACUGCACACGUGUAUUCACACCUCACCCCCACACAUACACACAACCUCCAUCACAUUAAAGGCCAGGAUAGUCUAAGCCUCAGAGGACAAAAGGUUGAGACUGAAAAUGCACUCAGUAAAUGUAAGUAAACCAUUACCACACCAUCAUGGUGGAUAUACUGGACCACGCGUUACUGAGGUUACACCUACACACCAGUCAGGGCUGACAAAUUAUGGCGGCGGCGGCGGCAGCAGCAGCAAGUCACAAAGUGUGGUGGUGGUCGGCAAUAAAUUGUCUGGCCAGUUUUGGGUCAUAAGGUAGACGGAAAGAUGUACCAUGUAGGAUGGACUUCACAGCAUGAGUGUAGACCUUGAUGUUUUCUAGAGACGAAUGACUAUAGGCUAACGGAAGCGUCGUGAUGGGUGUGUCGGUGGCGAAGCGGCACUACCCAGCGACCGUGACAUAGUGGCGUCGGUGUCUAGAGGGGCGCCGAACUUUGUCUUAAGUAAGGGCAUGUUGGUCACAGUAGUUUUAAGGUGAAGAGGAUUGAUUAAUUUGCAGUUAAGUCUUGUGGAAAAGCGGCAGCUGUUGUCAGUAACCCUUCCAGCCCAUCCCAUCUCCCUCAUAUCGGUAGCGAUAGGCAAGCUAGCGUUCAGGACAAAAGGAACCUGGCAGCCUCUAAUAGGCAGUAGAUAGCCGCCAGGAAUACUGCUACUAUGUGUGUGUGAUGUCUAGUUUCGUUUGCUGAUGUAAAAGAUGCUGUUUGCUGGACAUAAUUCUUGAUAAUGCUUUAUUUAUUUUUUCUAUGAAUUAGGCUGAAUUUGUGCCAUAGACAAAGUUAGAAACUUGUGGGCCGGCGGUGCAGCCUCCAAGAAGGACCAAAUAUACUAGUUAAUUCAGUAUACAAGGAGUCCCCGGAUUGCGUUCACAUUUUUUAUGGCAGUGUAUCGUUUUCUCCGUAAAUUAUGCCGCGCAACCUCUCUUUAUAGAUACAUACUACUACCAAUUUAGGAUAUUUGAAGUAACUUACUAGAAGAUAUUUUCUCUGAAGCGUAAGACUAGAAAGAAGGAAUCGCAAUCCGGGGACUUAGUUUACAGACUUAGAUGAAGGGUGAGUGUCGGUAUGUGUCGUGUUAGCAUUGUAGGAGUCAGCGGUAAGGCAUCAGUUGAUCGCCGCGGUCAAACAAACAAAGCAUUAAGAAAUCAGCUGAUCUCUCCCUCCUGAGUCUUCCUAAAUAGCGGGGUUAAUCCUACGGUGUUCGUGUACGGUACUGAAACCCUCUGUAAGCCUCUUCAUCGCCCUUCCUCCCUCUUCUACACAUCUGUCCAUAGAUUGGUAUUCACAAUCUCUCUGAAGCCACGAGGAAGGCACGCGGUUCAGGCGUCGCCCUCGACUAAGGUCAAUACAAGUGCCAAAAAAAUAGUCGAAUUGUCUUUCCCAUCACCUGUCAGUGCCCAGUUUUGUUAUUAUUUUAAUUUUAUUGAUUAUUGGUAUGAACAGAAGUUCCCGUUUUGUUUGUUAAUGGAAAAGUUUUUUGAGCUCUUAGUUUCGUUGCCAUGUAUUACAUUUGUUUCCCCCCGUUUUUUUGUUUUCAAAAUAAUGGGAUUGGAUUAUACAUGUGACGCUUGGCGGUUUUCAUUAGUUCUAGUUCUUUUUCUCCGUCUCCAAUGAUGGGAUUAAUGUUAUGAAGGUUGGCGGUUUUUUGUUGUGCAUCUGACAGGCUAUUUAUCGGUGGCUUCUUGUUGGGUAGCGUCCUUUGCGUCGCGUCGCGUCAACAUACUAACAUUGGACGGACGCGGGAGGCCAGAGGAGUAGCCGUUGGACGCUCUCUUGCUAGUCUUAAUGAACUGAAAUCCUUGAUCGCUGUUUCGCUGUCAUGUGGAGACAAUGGGCGAUUCGGAAACCGCAUUGACGCUUUUCUCACCACCUUCCCGUCCUUUCCAUUUACCCCUUAAAAUAACUACUAGAUGUUCUAUUGACAAGGCCAGAAAACUUGCAGGAGGUCAACACUCAACCUUUCCGUUCCCUCCACAUUAACUAGUCCGGCAAUCAAGGUUUUCCCCGCCUCAGUUAUCGGCUGCAGAGAGACAAUGGUCGUACAAAUAGCCCUUAUCAUUAAGUGACGCCAAUAACGCCACCACACCACAAAAAUAAAGCUGCGGAAAUAGAAAACAUAACUUGAAGAAUCCAGUACUCCAUACAGAUAUGUUGAUGACUGUUGAAUUAGCUUGUAUACAGGAUUUCCAUGCCGUGAAGCAAUAAGUGUCUAAACCCUCUAUUUUUGUACAUAAGACUGUGAACAUUAAUGAUAUAUAUCUAUAUAUAAAAGUCAGUAAUAAAGGUGACAUAUUUUCCAAUGCCCACAGUGUAUCUAUUAUUUAUAUAUCAGAACAUCUUAUUUUUCUCUCCACUUGUAUGACGAAGACAUGCAUACAAGGCGGUAUUUUUUUCUAUUAAAGAGGAAAAACUUAUAUAUUACUAAUUAGCUGCAGAAGGACUUAAAAAUUCUCAAGGUAAUAUGUUUUGCUUACAAUGUAACUUGGUUCUAGACACCCAUCCCCAACCCCCCUCCCCCUCCGCUUUUGUGUUCUGGCAUUGGACCCUUUUUCCUGUGGUUUGCUAUUAUUAUUAUUAUUAUUAUUAUUAUUAUUAUUAUUAUUAUUAUUAUUAUUAUUAUUAUUAUUAUUAUUACCAUCAUCAUCAUCAUGUGCCCAAGUUGCCCUGAAGCUUUGGGUGACGUGUUUUCUUGUAUGUACUUCACUGUGUUGUAGACUAGUGGUAUCUAUAUUGUAUACCGAUCAAGGCUGUAGUGAGGUAGAGAGUGGGAGGACCUGGUGCACGUGACGUCAUCCCUCCCUGCCGCCGCUGCCCCGGGCCACCACUACAUGGCAGGGGCAGACUUGGGAGGAGUGGUGACGUCACGUGCGGCGGCCAAGAAAACCUAACAGACGGCCCGCCCCUAGUGACGCACCCUUGGUGUCACAUGCCUCGAGUGACGCCAGCAAGGCGUCACACUGCUCCCUUUGCAGCCAGGCCGGCCAUGCAUGUCAAAACUUCCCUCAGUCAUGAACUAGGGGGUUCAUUAUCUUUUUCUCGCUGUGGUAAUGUAUUGAAUGUGCUAGAGUGUCUCUUACCAUUUAUUUAUUUUAUUAAUUUUUGGAUUUAUUUGUAAUACAUUAAUGAAGUAGAACUUUCACAUGGUAACAACAAUAACAUUUUGUUUGGUGUCAGCCGGGCAGCGUCCUGGCCGGUCGGGGCCGCCGCCCCGGCGCUGCCGCCACCGGCCAGACGCCGCAGCGGCGGGACAAGACCACAGUUGUGUUGUCGGUGGAAGAUCUGCUUGAGAAACACAAAUGAACAUGAGAAACACUGGACUGACUUGUGUUACGCCGGGAAAAUAAACACAACCCACACACCGACACACACACACACACCAAUAUAAACACAAGGCUGUAGGGUUGACCUGACUGCGGGUCAACCCUACGUGGAAGACCUCUGCCAUGCCGCUGUCCGCCCCGCCGCCACCACCACCACUUCCAUCACCAGUAAUACCAUCUCAGCCCGGACUUUGUGGCUGCUUUACUUCGUCCUUGAGACCUUCAUGACUAGUAGUAUAAGCAGAUUCCUGGAGGUAUGCAGAACACUCCACAGUCCAUAAGUGCCCAGCCCUCUUACGGCGCCGGGCUGUCUUGCCCGGCGCCGGGGUGUGGUUGAUGUGGCGGUGGCGACGGUCAUGGCGGCGGAAGAGUGUGUGAGACAACUUAGAGUGGUACUGUAGGUACAGCUGUACUGUAGUCGUGUCUGAGCUGUAGGUUUGGUAUUGUAGCCGACCUAGCAUCAUCAUAGUGCUCGCCCGACGCCUCUGUACAGGACCUUAGCCAGCUUGCCGCUCGCUGCGCCCCACCGUGCCCUCACCAACUGGCAGCCGCCGCGGCACCGCCUGCAGGCCUCCAGUUACCAGUAGUUACGACAGUUAAUUAGUCGGCUAAAUUAUUCAUUAAUAGAAUUUGUCUGCAGUGGAGGCGCUGCGACUGCUGUGGGUUGUCUGUUUGGUCAUCAUUAAAUGUCCACAUACAUUUUUUUCAAAUUAAGUUGCCUUAAGUUGACGGCUGGGCGACAGCGUAGUGGCGGCUGGACCUGAGCAUUGCACAGUGUAGUUUGUACAUCUAGUAAUAAAAUGUCUAUGGUAGAGA